AUGUCGGUACAACUCUCUCUCUCUCUCUCUCUCUCUCUCUCUCUCUCUCUCUCUCUCUCUCUCUCUGAUACGCAACGUAUCGUUCCCAUUGAACAUGAGGCUAACGCUUCUACAAAAAAACAAAUUCUUUCUGUGGUAUCAAAACUCUUUGAACCCUUGUCUCCAUACUUUCCCGUCUCAUUGCGGUCAAAUCCUGUUAAUAGUAAGGCCACUCUUUGGGCUACUCAGAUACUACCCUGUCUCAGUCAACGCAGCCAAGAGAUCGCUCGUUCUUCAUUGAGUGCCGCAAUCAUUCAGGAAGUGGAUUUCACAACGGUCCUGCCUCUCGAGACGAUUAGAGUUUUGUUUUCACUGUCACGUUCAUCACCCACCUUCGGAUUAUUGAGAUAUUUUUCUUUCUUUCUUCCUUUCAUUCUUUCUUUUGAUAAUUUUGCUUUCUUUAGCCCUUUCUUUUUCUAUUAUUUUUCCUUUUUUUGUUUUUCUUUUUGUUUAUUUUUGUCUUUUUAUUUUUCUCUUUCUUUCUUUCUUCACCAGACUGUUUACUGCUUUAACCAAUGUCUUUCUUUCUUUUUUUUCUUUCUUUAUCUGACUUGUCUGUCUGUCUGUCUUUCUUUUUCUUUCCUUCUUUCUUUAACUGACUGUCUACUGCUUUAA
Messenger RNA from Acanthosepion pharaonis, 654 nucleotides. NCBI's taxonomy places the organism in Eukaryota, Metazoa, Mollusca, Cephalopoda, Sepiida, Sepiidae. The record is from the annotation of a GenBank genome assembly.